AUGUCGUGCCUUUUUGUUGUUAAAGGAGGAGAGUGGGGAGAGAGUUUUUAAGUUGCGCAUGUUCCGGCAACUAAAGUUUAAUCCAUCCCGAUUUGCUCAUAACACAUCGUCCACAGGUUUGCUUCGUCAGGCUGUCAGAUACGACUUUAGCGUCAACCCUGGUGCAUUGAUCUCAUUUUUGUGCUAUCCCAUUUGACGCGAAAUAAGAAAACAUGGAUUAUAGAGGCGUGAGACUGUUACUUUUCAUUGUCUGUCUUGCGCACUAUUCAUUCGAACAGAACUCAAAGAAAAAAAAUAAUGUGAAGAAAGAGUCUGCUAACAGUGCUGCUAUUGAGGACCUGAGGAGAAAGAUCGAUGAGAUUGUGCAGGAGCUCAGUCUGUUGAAGGAAAAGCAAGCUCUCCAAACAGUUUGCCUAAAAGGCAUUAAGGUCCCAGGCAAGUGUUUCCUGGCAGAUGCAGUGAAGAAGAACUUUCAUGCGGCUAGUGAAGACUGCAUGGCAAAGGGUGGUACCCUCAGUACUCCGCUGAGUGGCGAGGAAAAUGACCAGAUCUAUGCCUAUGUUCGCCAAACAAUCGGGCUUGAAGAACACAUCUGGCUGGGCAUCAAUGACAUGGUCACAGAGGGAGACUGGGUGGAUAAGACGGGCUCCAGCAUACGCUUCAAAAACUGGGAGACAGAGGUCACCCACCAGCCUGAUGGUGGAAACAGGCAGAACUGUGUUAUUCUGUCUUGCACCGCCAACGGGAGGUGGUUUGACGAGAACUGCCGUGCUGAAAAGGCCUCUGUCUGUGAGUUUAACAUUGUCUGAGCUCAUUACUGAUCUAUGUGAUGUUCAAACAAUGGGCUGGGUUUCCAUUAUAAUGUGCAAGGGGGUGAUUUAGUACUGGUGCAUGAUGGAUAUGUACUACUUUGCGUAUUGCAUGUGUACUUAAACUACUAUCUUCUACAGUAGAUCACUCUUAGAAUAUCCAGGGAGAAUGCAGGAAUAACCAAAGCCACAUGUGCAUUCUGUUAAAAUAAUCAGAGUGACAUCAGAUCUGAACUUUUAAAAAAACUUGAUGCACUUACACCACUGCAUUUAGCAUGGACACUUUUACGAAAAUAUUUGUGUAAAAUCAAUUUGAUUUCAGUUUAAAUAACAUUCUCUUUUUAUUACUUACUUCAGUAGAGUGUUGACCUAAAAUAGAAUAAGCCAUUUCACAUCUGCAACAGUUGAAUUCUUAAUAAUGGUUGUAGGAGCCAUUCAUGUUUGCCAUACAGAAUUUGUAGCCAGCUCUGCAGUCCCUGUUCAUAGCCUCCUGCUUUUAAUUUAGUCAUUAUGUAACUCGUAACUGCUGGGAAAACGCUAAAAAAUAUUUGUUAUUAGCAAGAAAAGUAAAUGUUUCUGUGCUCCCACUCCUCAUGUACUUUUCCAAAGAAUAAGAGGUAAUAAAACUGCAUUCCAGCAAAACUGAUUACUCCA
This is a messenger RNA of Electrophorus electricus (electric eel), 1463 nucleotides long. RefSeq names its product C-type lectin domain family 3, member Ba (gene clec3ba). NCBI's taxonomy places the organism in Eukaryota, Metazoa, Chordata, Actinopteri, Gymnotiformes, Gymnotidae. The record is from RefSeq and is a predicted model, not a curated record. Gene Ontology annotation, biological process: ossification; bone mineralization.